Molecule: messenger RNA, 1082 nt
Organism: Centruroides sculpturatus (bark scorpion)
Lineage: Eukaryota; Metazoa; Arthropoda; Arachnida; Scorpiones; Buthidae
Gene: MED31
Product: mediator of RNA polymerase II transcription subunit 31-like
Exons: 6
Coding region: 116-748 (210 amino acids)
Biological process (GO): regulation of transcription by RNA polymerase II
Cellular component (GO): core mediator complex; mediator complex
Molecular function (GO): transcription coregulator activity
Source: RefSeq, a predicted model, not a curated record
GUGGCGUUAUAAAUUUCCUUUGUAUUUUCUAGUAAUAUUUUGCGUGUUUACUGAAAUUCGCGUAUGACAUAAAUUAGAUAUUUAUCUGAAUGAAAUUGUUUACUUAUGAUUUAAUAUGGCUGUAAAAGAAAUGCAACGUUCUCCAAUUAAGCGGGGAAGACCACCACUCAACAGAACCAAAUCAGUGAGUAAGCGCAACGACUUCACAGCAACAAGUUCCAAGCUAAUUAUGAAUUAUAAUUUACAAAUGGAUAAAAAUCUACAUGCUACUUCUGAAGAGAAUGAGAGUAUUAGUGAAGAUUUACUUCAACAACAUACUCAAGAUCAUUCAGAUUACAAACUGAUAAGGCUACCAGAAUCUGCAGUAAUUAAAUCUGAAGAGCAGCAAAAAUUACGUUUUCAAAUAGAACUUGAAUUUAUUCAGUGUUUGGCCAAUCCUAAUUAUUUAAAUUUUUUAGCUCAGCGGGGUUAUCUGAAAGAUAAAGCUUUUGUCAAUUAUUUGAAGUAUUUGCAAUACUGGAAGAAGCCUGAAUAUGCCAAGUUUUUGAAAUAUCCCAUGUGUCUCUAUUUCUUAGAAUUACUACAAUAUGAACAUUUCCGACGAGAAAUAACUAGUGCACAAUGUGCAAAAUUUAUUGAUGAUCAACAGCUGUUACAUUGGCAGCAUUAUACCAGGAAAAGAACAAGACUUCUUCAACCUCAGACUGAAACAAAUCCAAUAGUUUCACAAAGCCAGCCACAAAAAUAAUACAAAUCAAAUAAUUAUUAUAAUUACUUAUUAAUCUACAAGGAAGUUGAUAUUUGUAAUGUAUGUCUUUGACUAUAGUAGAUCUGUUAGUUUAAUUAAAAAUGAAAUGGAGUAAAGAAAAAUAUUUUUUAAAAUGUAUAUAAAAAUUGGUUUUUAUAAAAUGAUAAAUUGUAUGCCAAUUCAUUUUUAAUUUAAUACGUUAUAAAUCUAAAAAUUACACUAAAAAAAUAUUUCAAUACAAUUGUUUAUUAAUAAUAUGAUCUGUCAAAGGAUACCUGAAUCCAUUUAAAUCUAAACAUGAAUACUUAUUUUUAAGGAAAUUAUCUUUAAUAAA